Messenger RNA from Ciona intestinalis (vase tunicate), 2005 nucleotides. The record is from RefSeq and is a predicted model, not a curated record. NCBI's taxonomy places the organism in Eukaryota, Metazoa, Chordata, Ascidiacea, Phlebobranchia, Cionidae.
AAGUUUAACCGACAUAUUGUGAAAGAAGCACAUGGCAGUUACUAUCUUCUCUCGAUAUUGCACAAUGUGGUUUCUGCUUUUGUCGCAACUUCAGCCUAUGUCUGUUGGAAUCAAAUUUUAAUAUAAUUAUCUGUUUUAUCCAGUCGAGGCCAGAACUGCUAUGCUGGUCAACCCUGCUAAUGAUCCACCUGGUCAGAGGUCAACUUAUAUUAACCCAGGUGAUGUUCGCAGUGAAUCGUAUCGUUUGUCGACGUUUAGUGCAUCGAGGUUUAACGGCCAGUUUUCUCGACUGGGUUCCAGAAAUGGAUUCUUCUACACAGGGUUUAGAGACAGGGUGAAAUGUUUCAGCUGUGGACAAAACGUUGAGCAACUCAGAGGAAACGAAGACCUAAGUAAUCCAGGAUGGCACAAACAUAACUGUUUGAUGCCGCGUGGUGGCGACCCUGAUAACAUACCGUUUUAUCGGACUUCUACAUCUGCUGCCUCUUGCGCUCCAUCUGUUCACAUGAACAUAUCAAUACAACAUCCACCUGCUGGAACAGCACAACCAGCAGCAAUGACCCGAGUUUCAUCAACUACCAGUAACCAAAGCGUUUCCAUAAAUGUACAACAUAACAGUGUGUCGGCCUUGGAGCAAGUUUUCCCGUGUCAUGAACCUAUUAAUCCACACAUGCGAAGAGAAGCGAGUCGAAUUCAGACAUUUCGGGAUCAAAUGAAUGUGUGGUCCUCAAACAAUAUUACCGCUUCCCCUGAACGGAUGGCGGCUGCUGGUUUAUUUUACAUAGGACAAACGGACCGAGUGAAAUGCUGGUAUUGCAACGGUGGUCUUCAGAAUUGGCUUCCUAACGAUGACCCAUGGUUCGAACACGCAAAGUGGUUUCCAACGUGUGAAUACGUCCUUCAGCAAAGAGGACCUGAAUAUGUUCAUAAUGUUUGUAUGCAGUUUCCGAACUUGAGGCGUCCAGACUUGCCACUUCGAAAUCUGCCAUCCGUAGUCUCGGGACCCAGUCACCAAACCCCUGGUGGCGGUUUAUUGUACCAUCAGUCGCCGCAAAUAAUUGACCCAAGAGAAGAGACACGGCGACGGAAAGCGAAGAUCGACCGUGAGAUGAUUGCUUCACCGCUCGUGAACCAAGCAAGACAAUUAGGAUUUUCAAAUAAUCAGAUUCGUUCAGCUUUUACCAAGUCGUUCGAAGUAAGUGACAAGACAUGUGAGAAUAUGGACGAACUUAUAGAUAUAAUUUCGAAUCUACCGAACGAUGACCAUGAUCAGGCACGAGGUUCAAACGAACAAACUACAAGUUACCAAUACAGUUCAACCGCUACCCUCAGUCGUGCAGAAGAAAUUCGCGCAAUUGAAGAAUCAAAAAUCUGCAAAGUUUGCAGGAACGCUAAUGCAUGUAUUGUACUUUUACCGUGCGGUCAUCUCAGCGUGUGUCAAGGCUGCAGUGUCAAUAUAGAGCGGUGUCCAAUAUGCAGAACGUUUACGCGGGAAAAGCUGCUCACUUACCUGGUUUAAAACUUUUAAAUCAUUCUUAGUUUUAUAAUUACCGACAUACGUGGCUGGUAAACUGGGAUGAGGUGCCUGAACACUCGUGAUAUAACGACUGUCGUUUUCCGGCCACGCGAGGGUAUACAGCAAGUUACACUAUUCUGUAUAUAGUCAUUUUUUACGUUUUGUUUUUUAUUUGUGACUUAAAAAAAUCGGGUGCUUGCAAUAAAUAUGUCUCGUACCAAAUUCCUUUCAAUAUAUAUAAUCCUGCGCUUUCACUAUAUAUUCCUACAACACUGUAGAUGUAAAUAUAUACACACGUUAAAAAAAAUCUACCCAAAAACGUCUCAUUAAUCCAAAAUGGUAAUUUACGCAUUGAUGCGAAUUAUUUGUAUGGCAAGAAAGAAAUUAAUAUUUCUACAUUAAUUGAAACCUCUAUCUGUAUAUAUGUCCUAUGCAAAACGAUGGCUUGAAGAAAUUGUUCUAUUUUGUAAUAAAUACCAUCAUCAUGCU